Trichoderma reesei QM6a is the source of this 1032-nucleotide messenger RNA. RefSeq lists its product as uncharacterized. Lineage: Eukaryota; Fungi; Ascomycota; Sordariomycetes; Hypocreales; Hypocreaceae. Gene Ontology annotation, molecular function: hydrolase activity. The transcript has a single exon. The record is from RefSeq and is a predicted model, not a curated record. Bases 1 to 1032 code for a protein of 343 amino acids.
AUGUCUUCUGAAAAGCACGAGGCCCUCCAGCCCCUGCACCCCUCCAUGGCCGGCAAGCUGGACCCGGCCUUUGUCAAGCUCUACAACGACAACGUCGCCACCAAGCCGCCGCAGCCCAUCGACCUGGCGCAGCUCCGGCGCAGCUACUCGGUGCUCUACAGCUACGGCACGGCCCCGGCGCCCGACGUCGGCCGCGUCUACGACGACGUGAUCCCGCUGGCCGACGGCACGCAGCUGCCGGUGCGCGUCUACGAGCCCGAGGGCCGGCCGGGCCCGUGGCCGGUGCACGUCGACUUCCACGGCGGCGGCUGGGGGCUGGGCGACCUCGACUCGGAGAGCCACAUCUGCAGGCACUACUGCCACAAGGCCGGCGUCGCCGUCAUCGACGUCGCCUACCGCCUGGUGCCCGAGGCCGCGUUCCCCGCGGGCAUCACCGACAGCUUCGCGGCCGUGCGGCACAUCCGCGACCACGGCGCCGCGCGCUUCAACGUGCGGCCGGACAGCAUCUCGGUGGGCGGCGUGUCCGCGGGCGGCUUCAUCGCGCUGGCCGUGGCGCACCUGGCGCGCGACGCCGGCAUCCCGCUGCGGCUGGUGGCCGCGGGCACGCCCGUCAUCGACGACGUCUCGCAGUACGCGUCCGCCGCCGACUCGCCCUGGCCGUCGAUGCGCGAGAACGAGUUCGCGCCGACGCUCAACUGGGCGCGGCUCGUCUGGUUCGACAGGCUCAAGCUGUCGUCGCUGCCGGACGAGCCGGGGGCCAAGGAGCGCCUCGGCUGGUUCGCCAACCUGCUCAAGGCGCCCAACUUCAAGGGGCUUGCGCGCACCCUCGUCUUCACGGCCAGCGCCGAUCCGCUGCGCGACGAGGGCGAGCGGUACGCGCAGGUCUUGGUCGAGAACGGCGUCGAGGUGACGCAGCGGCGCUUCCUCGGUGUGCCGCACCCCUUCAUGCACAUGGACGCGGCGUUGCCGCAGGCCAGGGACUGCAUCGACACCACGGCCAGGUACAUUCGGCUGGCGCACUAUGAGUCGUGA